This is a messenger RNA of Oxyura jamaicensis (ruddy duck), 5371 nucleotides long. RefSeq names its product nucleoporin 50 (gene NUP50). Lineage: Eukaryota; Metazoa; Chordata; Aves; Anseriformes; Anatidae. Gene Ontology annotation, biological process: protein import into nucleus. Bases 14 to 1699 code for a protein of 561 amino acids. The record is from RefSeq and is a predicted model, not a curated record. Gene Ontology annotation, cellular component: nuclear pore. The transcript has 8 exons.
GGGCAAGGGGCGCAUGCGCGCUGCUGCAGGGCUGGCGGGGGACGGUGUCCGCCUGGUGCCUGAGUGCGCUGCUCGCCGCCUUCCCGCAGGCACAAAAUGGCGGCGGCGGCCGUCUGAGGCCGGGCGGCAGCGUCGGCGGGCCCGGCAGGGGGAUGCUGAGAGGGGUCCGGAGCCCGGCAGGCCGCGAGCAGGCUCCGACACCCACCCGCACCAGCAUCGGCCCCGCAGUGAGCGUCACUCCUCGCGAGGGGAGGUGUUCCGGGGGUGUGGAAAAAUGGCAAAGAGAAUUGCAGAAAAGGAACUGACUGACAGAAACUGGGAUCAGGAGGAUGAAGCUGAGGAGGUGGGAACCUUCUCAGUGGCUAGUGAGGAAGUCCUGAAGAACAGAGCUAUUAAAAAAGCAAAGCGCCGACACAUUGGAUCAGAGUCUGAAGGUGGAGGAGCAUUUAAAGGGUUUAAAGGCUUUAUGUUGCCUUCUGGAAAAGGAGGCGGCGGCUUCAGUGGGUUUGGUAAUGGUGCAGGAAUAAAGCCUUUAGAAGGCCUGUCUAACGGAAGCAGUAGUAUCUCUAGUACUCCUUCAUUCAGCAGUUUGAAGACAACCUCUGAAACACAAUCUGUAUUUGGAUCCACCAUAUCAAAUGGUCCGGCUACUACUGCAUUUACUGAAAAGAAGGCUGUAAGCCCAAAAACGAAUGGUGGCAGCCAACCAUCAUCUUCUGGCUAUACUCAGAGUAAAGUCUGCAGCUCUAGUGUUUAUCACAAACAGUUAGCAGCUUUAAACUGUUCUGUGCGGGACUGGAUAGUUAAGCAUGUAAACACAAACCCACUGUGUGAUCUGACACCCAUCUUUAGAGACUAUGAGAAAUAUUUAGCAACUAUUGAACAACAACAUGGAAGCAGUAGUGACAGUGGUUCUGAAAAUGAAAGCAAGACACCUGGCACUCAGCCUGUUCCCACAUUUGGGAAUUCAAAGCUACAGCAAGGAUCGACAUUUUUGUUCAACAACAAAACUGAGGAUACCUCGGACAAAAAACCUGAAGUUACAGCAGAAAAAAGAGGCCCAUCAUUAGGAGCUACAUCAACUGUCUCAUUUAACUUUGGCAAGAGUGUUGACAAUUCUGUUUUGGGUUCCCUUGGCUCAGGAACAGUUAGUAGUUUCUCAUUCUCUGCUGGGAAUUCAGGUUUGUUUGGAAAAGACAGAAACUCAACAAAGUCUCUCACUGCAGUAUCCACCAAUGCAUUAGAAGCUCAGACAGAAAGUGGGAGUAGUGAUGAUAAAGAUGGAGAAGAGAAGGAAGAAGAGCCACCAAAAGUCAUUGUUAAUGAAAUAAAAGAGGAUGAUGCUUUCUACUCAAAGAAAUGCAAGCUGUUCUACAAAAAGGAUAACGAGUUUAAAGAAAAAGGUGUAGGAACAUUACACUUGAAACCAGCAGGAAAGGAAAAAACUCAGCUCCUAGUCCGAGCAGAUACCAAUUUAGGAAACAUACUGUUGAAUGUUCUAAUUCCACACAAGAUGCCAUGUACAAGAAUGGGAAGAAACAAUGUUCUUAUAGUUUGUGUUCCAAAUCCACCAGUUGAUGAGAAAAAUCCAUCUGUUCCUGUCACUAUGUUAAUAAGGGUGAAAACAAGUGAGGAUGCAGAUGAGUUGCACAAAAUCUUACUGGAGAAGAAGGAGGCUCAAGUAUACUACAGUCAGUGAUUUCAGAAAUUGCCAAAAUGCUGCUGCUCUUAUUUUUUUCUUCCAUAACUUCACUUGAACACUUAAAUCUUACUCUGAUGUUAAGACCUGUUAUAGAAACUCUGGAAAAAUCUGUGAGGAAAAUCUAAACUAGCUAAUAAAAGCUUUAAUAGAACAAACGUUGGACCAUGCUCCCUUCUUUCAACAUCUAAAUACAGGACCUCUUCUGGAUAAACCACAUUGAUCUAAAUUAAGGCAUAUUUUUAACACUGGUCAUGUGACUGAAUGGACUGAAAUCAGAGUAGAAAAUUAGGGCACCAGAGAUUCUUCAUAGACUGUGGUGCAAUGCAGAACCCUCCUGUUUUGAGAGGAUGUUCAAAUGUAACUGUUUAAACUGUUUCUGUACUCUGAUUUUUAACUUUAAUAUUAAUGUUCUGUUGAGAUUAAUUUUUUAAGCCAUCAAUUAUGACAAUGUACCCAAACACUAAUGAUGAUGUAUAUUGUACUGUUUCAACUCUUACAGACUUGUGUGAUUUUGGGGGACUUUUGACUGCAUCUCUAGCUAUUUAAAACAAAGUUUGCUUGCAUAAUCUUGUUGACAGUGGUGUUUCUUAGAGAACUGUCAGUUCUGUUAUUACUGUAGCAACAAGCUAAUGCUGUGCAAUAUUAUAAGCAGACAACUGGAAGACUGUUUAUCUUGGACCACAACCACAGAGGGCAUUUAUCUGACAAGGCAGAGGCAAAGGCUUGUGCUUCCAUUAUGGUCAGUCAGAGGAAUUCUUCCCUAAUCCCUUGGGCUAAAACUCAACCACCACAGAGGCAGAGCUGUAAGUGUAUGUGUUGUGCUACUUACUUGUACUUUACUGAAGAUAACUUUUCACAGACAAAAUUCAGGAUUUUUAUAAAAACCUUGUCUUGGGCUGCUACCACAACUGUGUGCACAAAUAUGUUUCAGUAAUUAUCCUUCCCCUGUGCUUAAAAAUACAGUAUCACUGUAUUUUUAGAGCAGUAGUUUGCAGAUCUAGGACAAGCUUUCUGUUACAAAUAGGGAGCACUAGUUUAAUCUGUAACUGUGUUCAGUAGAGUUAAACCAUGUGGCAAUAAUUCAUAGAUAAGAACAUUGUUCUGUUCUGAAUUUCCAUCUCAGCUUUAUCAGACAUUUUUAAAAAAUCCUUUUGUUUUUCAAACCUUGUCCUAGUUGGCUGGAAACUCCUUCCCUGUUAAAUAUUUUUUUUGCUUCAGUUCCAGCUCUAGAAACUAUCAAAGAGCUAGAGGCUAAUGUUUAACUUGAACUGCCCUUGUAUUUGUCUCACUGACCAGCUUGGGGAGAUGAAAGAAACACACCAACCUGCCUCUGGCUAAGGGGGCGUGGGGAACACAGGUGAAAGCAGCAGCAUGAUGCAAUUCUCACAAGGGACUCUGUAAUGCCUAAUGGGGAAAAAGCAGCAGUACCUCUUGAUGAGCUGCAGCACAUCUUACCAGCUUUCUUCUGCUCUCCAUGGGAGACCAAAUGGCAGCCCUAAUUUACUGCAUGCUUCAGGUUAAGGCCUUCCCCCCCCAGGUAGAGGAUCUGGUCUGAUAGACCAAAGUUCAAAAACAAAGGCCUUUGUUUCCCUUUCAGCUACACUGAGGUCACAGGAAUUGCAUUUUCAAUAUUCAAGUGCAAAAGGAGUUGAGAUACCAUUUGAAGUAUUACUUGAAAUUGGUGCCUUUUUUUUCUUUUCAGCCAGCUUAGUGUUUAACCAGUGAAAAUAAGUGAGGCUACUUUGUUGUCUUUCUGAGACCUUAAUUGGAGGCCAAAAAGCUGAGAUCAUACAUGUUAAUUGUGUAUGAAUGAAAAACAGAAUAUUGCCUGAAAGUUCAUUAUAGGCUCAGGUUUAAUGUCCAAGGGCUCAGUUAAUAGUGCAUUUGUCUUUUGACUGUAGUGUUUUAAACAUAGUUCCAUGAAGACGUGUCUUGAGAUUAGAUUGCUGGAUGGGGUAAGCAGAUUUUUUUAUAUAUCUCACUUUAAGAACAAUUCAAUACAGCGUGUUUCAGUGGCCUUAGUUUUGUGUUUUUCUAAAUCCGAUGGCUAUAUAGAUUUAAUACAUAUCUAUUGAAGUGUGGACCAAUUAACUUAAACCACUUAGAGACAAACUGAACUUUCUAUAUAUCCUUAAUGAUUUGCCUCCAAAUUGAGGCAGACUUGGUGUUUUGCAUGCACAUCUUUGGCCUGAUUCUAAAACUGGCAAAUGCAUCUUUGUUGUAUUCAAGGGUGGCCACUCUGAGCACAAAAUAAUAAAGAUAAACAGAGUAAUAAAAAAGUGUGUUGGAAAACAAUAUCCAUGUCAGCAAGUACUAUUUUCUAUUAGCUGUGGGAAAGACUAAUUGAGAUGAGAAAUCAGGAUUCUUUAGCAGUUUACAUAUUUAUCAGUAAAGCCUAAGGGAAAGUAAUAGGAAUCCUGUGUUAAUGAGAAUGUCAGAUAUAUGUAUAAACAUAUGGUUUUAAAACUUUUACAUGGGGAAGUUGCCACUAAGAGGAGGGAAGAGUUUCACUGCAAAUUAGAGAUUGAAUCAACAUCAUUCAUAGUGACUCUGCAAUUAUCUGAACUAUGAUGCAAGAGAAGGAAGUCAAACUGCACUUGGUCAGGUAUAAAGCACAAUCCUACUCUAAGACUGUUUAAAAAAAAUCUUUGAUGCUUCAGUUUCUAGUUAAAUAUUGAAAUACAUUGUUAUUGCAAAAAGCCAGGGAUUAUUUCAUAGGGGGGAAAGGCCUACAAUGAGUUAAAAGCAAGUUUUUAGCACAGAAAUCAAUGCCUUCAUAACAAAGUGGCAUAUGCUAUACAAGGAAGGAAUUUUGAUCAGGAUUUCAACUCAAUGAAGCAUUCCUGGUUGGCACAUAUUAUAUUCAACAGCAUCAGAUGCCUGAUCUUAAAGAUGUAAGGGUCCUCCCUAAUUUGAGUUAAUACCUUGACUGCUAUAACUGUACAUACAUGUUGGAGCAUCUAAUGGAUAACAUGCAUUACAUGCAUUCUUCCUUUUGCUGCGACUGAAAUUUCAGCAGCUUAGAAAUCUUUUCUACUCCCCCUCCCCCCCCCAAAAAAAAAAAAUCAAGAUCUAAGUUUCUUUUAAUUUUCAGUCAUCACUAAGGGACAUUAUUACAGUUGGUAUGAAUUUCAUUUUAAAAUACCACAUUGCUAUAUGUAGUUUUUAUUUUUUUAUUUUUUGUAAUGUUCUUAAAUGACCUAUUUGGCAACACAACGGUGAGUGUCUUCCAAUAAUAUCUUCUGGCUGAUGGACAUAAAAGUUCAAGUGAAAUGUAUAGUUCCAUAUGUUGUAGAACAUAAAACAAGAGGUAGGCUUUAAUAAUAACUCCUGUUCAGCUCCUUUUGCAGCACUGUAACACUUAAAAUGUCCUUAAAACUUCCUUUCUGAUGCCUUAUUUACAUUUGCUAAAACUUUGUAACUGGUGCCUGUGUGCAAGAAAUAACUGACAUUAAACAAUUUAAAGUGGUAUGGUCUAGUAUGAAUUCAAUAAAAAUGUUGAAUGUGACAAUUUGUUAGAGUUUAAUAGAUUUCAAACUGCUCUGAAUUUUUCAGUGGAUAUUUAAUUUUCACAUAAUUUGUCAUGUAACGAUGUUUUCAUUAGUUCUAACACAUUGAGGAAGUGUACAAAAAUCCAUGGAAAAUGUGAAUAAAUGAAUGGGAGAAGUG